AUGGCUUCCUCAAGUAGCACAGCGACGCCCUUACUUUACUCGUGUAUCGCCUACCACAACACCAUCCUCACCGAGCACACCACUUCCGCUGCCUCGGCCACCUCGUCACUAGCAUCUCUGAUUCUCCCUAAGAUCGACCACUCGUCCGCUCAGAAAUUGACCUAUACUCAUGGCGCAAACCAUAUCCACUACAUCGCAGACGCUGCUCCAGCUUCCGAGGGUAACGCUCCCGGUCUCACCUAUCUCGUCAUCGCCAAGCAAGACCUGGGUCGUCGCAUUCCCUUUGGCUACCUCGUCGAGAUCAAAAAGCGCUUCCUAAACCAACAUCCUAAUGCCGAUUUCGCUUCUCUUCCUUCAUACGGUGCCGCUAGCUUCAACUCGGACCUCAAGAAACUGAUGGUCGAGUACGGAACCACAAAAGCUGGUCAAGACGAUGCCUUCAAGAACGUUCAAGCCGAGAUCGACAACGUCCGAGAUAUCAUGAGCAAGAACAUCGAGCAGGUUCUGGAAAGAGGCGAGAGGAUCGAUUUGUUGGUUGACAAGACUGAUCGUCUGGGUGGUUCUGCUCACGACUUCCGUGUCCGAAGCAGAGGUCUCAAGCGAAGGAUGUGGUGGAAGAAUGUUAAACUGAUGGCUCUGCUUAUUCUUGUCAUCGUCUUCUUGGUUUACUUGCUGGUCGGCUUUGGAUGCGGUCUGCCUGGUUGGUCGCGAUGCAUUCACCACUAA
Molecule: messenger RNA, 726 nt
Organism: Aureobasidium melanogenum CBS 110374
Lineage: Eukaryota; Fungi; Ascomycota; Dothideomycetes; Dothideales; Saccotheciaceae
Product: synaptobrevin-domain-containing protein
Exons: 2
Coding region: 1-726 (241 amino acids)
Biological process (GO): vesicle-mediated transport
Cellular component (GO): membrane
Source: RefSeq, a predicted model, not a curated record